This is a messenger RNA of Aspergillus viridinutans, 705 nucleotides long. RefSeq lists its product as uncharacterized. The transcript has a single exon. Lineage: Eukaryota; Fungi; Ascomycota; Eurotiomycetes; Eurotiales; Aspergillaceae. Gene Ontology annotation, cellular component: cytoplasm; nucleus. The record is from RefSeq and is a predicted model, not a curated record. The coding region runs from base 1 to 705 and encodes 234 amino acids. Gene Ontology annotation, biological process: secondary metabolite biosynthetic process.
AUGUCUAGGAGACCUUCCAAAGCCCUUCUUUGCUUUCAUGGCACUGGUUCAAAGGAAGCCAUCCUCAACGUCCAAAUGGCGAGGAUUUGUUUUCUACUGGGGGACGCGUUUGAGUUCAUUUUCCUUGACGGACCGAUGGAAUGCGCUGCAGGACCUGGGGUUCUGCCCAUGUUCAGCGGCCAAGAGCCAUAUUACUGUUGGUUUGGCGGCGACGGCACCACUAUCAAGGACAGCUUAAAGAGAAUCAACGCGUCUGUCAAGCCGACGGUGGAUGGAUGGCAAGCGAAGUAUCCUGAUGCAGAGAUCGUUGGAGCGAUUGGGUUCUCCGAAGGUGCACUCGCCCUUGCAAUGAUGCUCUGGCAGCAACAGCAAGACCUAGUGCCCUGGCUGCCGCAGCUCCGGUUUGCCGUAAUGAGCUGCUGUUUCUUUCCUAACGAGGCUUCCUUGUGGCUAAACGCUAGAGCCCAGGCUUAUGGCCUGAGCAAAGCCUACAUUGACGUUCCGACGCUUCACAUACACGGCAACAGAGACUUUUGUCUCGGCCGCGCACGAAAGCUAGUGAGAAACCACUAUCGGUCGAACUUUGCUCCUGUCAUUCAAACGGAUACCGCCCAUCAUUUGCCAACAAGGAAAGACGAGGUGGGGGAGGUGGUGAAGCAUAUCCUGAGACUGUCGGAAAUCUCAGCAACUGACGCGCCAAAUUGA